Molecule: messenger RNA, 2022 nt
Organism: Choloepus didactylus (southern two-toed sloth)
Lineage: Eukaryota; Metazoa; Chordata; Mammalia; Pilosa; Megalonychidae
Product: DNA repair protein REV1-like
Exons: 2
Coding region: 122-1612 (496 amino acids)
Biological process (GO): error-free translesion synthesis; error-prone translesion synthesis
Cellular component (GO): nucleus
Molecular function (GO): DNA-directed DNA polymerase activity; deoxycytidyl transferase activity
Source: RefSeq, a predicted model, not a curated record
UGCCUCCCCGCGCCCGGCUGAGGGAACUCGGCGGCGGCGGUGGCGCCGGGGCCCGCGCGGCCGGAGGGGGGCGGCCGAGGCCGGGCAUGGUGGCCGGGGGCAACGCGGAAGAAGCUCCACCAUGAGGCGAAGUGAAUGGAGGAAACGAGCUGAAAAUGAUGGCUGGGAAAACUGGAGUGGAUAUAUGGCUGCCAAGGUCCGGAAACUGGAGGAACAGUUUCGAUCCGAAGCUGCUAUGCAGAAGGAUGGAACUUCAUCUACCAUUUUUAGUGGAGUUGCCAUCUAUGUUAAUGGCUAUACAGACCCUUCUGCCGAGGAGUUGAGAAAGCUGAUGCUGCUGCACGGAGGCCAGUACCAUGUGUAUUACUCCAGGUCCAAAACGACACACAUUAUUGCCACGAAUCUCCCUCAUGCCAAAAUUAAGGAGUUGAAGGGGGAGAAAGUAAUCCGACCAGAAUGGAUUGUGGAAAGCAUUAGAGCCGGACGCCUCCUGUCGCACAUCCCGUAUCAGCUGUACACCCAUCAGUCCAGUGUCCAGAGAGGCCUCGGCUUUAAACCUGUGUGCAAGCCCGAGGACCCCUUGCCGGGUCCGAGCAACGUGGCCGAACAGUUCAACAACAGGCAAAGUCACAUCCUUAAGAAGAUUGAGCCGGAACAUGAAACCAGAGCCAACGGAACGGGCAGCUGGGAUGGAGAGGACUCCGGCGCUGACCCUGAUUCUGUGGAGCUGGAGCGGGCCUUGCCGGGAAGGAAGCAGAACGGACUCCCACUCCCUGGCCCUGGCACGGCCGUGUGCAACGGACACGCCCGCAGCUCGAAUGGUGCCUUAUCGACCCAGGAGUGCUGGGUGCCCGCGGGGAGCGGUGCUGCCAGCAGUCCCCCUCCGGACCGUGCCCGGGUGGAGGGCAGGGUGGACAUGGGCAGCCCUGAGUGUGGAGACUGCAGCCAGGAGCCUGCUGCUGGGCGGGCCCUGCACAGGACUCGGCGCCCCGCCAAGGUCAACGGUGCCCAUGCCGCCGCCGAGGGGCCCUCAGGCACGAGAAGCACUUCCGUGGUGCCCACAGCGCCGGCCCGGCCCUGGGACUGCAGCUUUAUCUCAGACUUCUACUCCCGCUCGAGACUGCACCACAUCUCGACGUGGAAGUGUGAGCUGACUGAGUUUGUCAAUGCCCUCCAGAGACAGAGUAGUGGUGUCUUCCCAGGAAGGGAAAAGUUAAAAAAAAUGAAAGCAGGCAGGUCUGCACUUGUUGUGACUGACACAGGAAAUAUGUCAGUGUUGAGUUCACCCAGACAUCCGAGCUGUAUAAUGCAUGUUGAUAUGGAUUGCUUCUUUGUAUCAGUGGGUAUACGAAAUAGACCAGAUCUCAAAGGAAAGCCAGUUGCCGUUACAAGUAACAGAGGCACGGGAAGGGCGCCGUUACGUCCGGGCGCCAACCCCCAGCUGGAGUGGCAGUACUACCAGAGCAGGAUGCUGAGAGGCAAAGCAGCAGAUAUACCAGAUUCAUCAAUGUGGGAGAGUCAAGAUUCUGCACAAGCAAAUGGAAUUGAUACUAUUUUGUCAAAGGCUGAAAUUGCAUCUUGUAGUUAUGAAGCCAGGUAUGUAAAAAGUUAAGUGUCUUAACAUUUAUUGAGUGUUUAAUUUAGUUAAUUGUUUUUAUAUAAUCUUUGGAAGUGGAUUCAGACAUACUAAUAAGGUGUAGGAUUUAACUUUGCAUUUAAAUAUGUUACAUUUAUGGAAAGGAAUUUUUCUAGUCUCAAUCACUUACAAAUGUGAGGUAACUAAAUAAGUAACUUAAUAGUUCCUGGCAAACCUGUUGCAGGACCUACAGUGGAAAUAAAAAGAAAUUGGGCACUCUUGGUUUUUUAACCAUUGUCUCUUGAAACAUGGAAUUAAAGAUUAGAUAUUUUUGAAUGGAAGAGGACUUUAAUACUCAUCUCCUGUAAUCUUUCCUUUAUGAAAUUUACUGUAAUAAAUGAUUAAGUAACAUACGGGUGUGUUUUGGGUUGUUUGUGUGCCUUUUU